GAUGUGCUGGACUAUGCACCCGCUGAUGUCAGAAAUCGCGCUAUAUAAGCCGCGGUACGGACGGACAAACUUCAAUACAGUGAAGAUUUACCUGCAAGCCCAACAUGGGGCUACAACUUUUGUUCGUCCUCGCCCUUGUGGCAGGAUCACAAGCAGGUCCAAUACAAGAUAUUGUUAUAUCCGACAAAUGCGCUGCACAAUGCACGGUAUCAAGCAAAUUCAACUACAAACCGGGAACGACCUACGAGUUUACGUACGAGACGGACGUACGGACGGCCAUACAGGGUGCAUCUGAGGAUCAUGCCGGAGUCCACAUGGUUUCCCGCGUAUUUCUGGACUUUGUCUCCAAAUGCGAAAUGGUCAUGAGGCUCAGUGACGUCAAGCUUACUGAACACGACCCAACUACGUCAUCAAUGAAGCCUGUGACGUCAACAGAUAUCGCACUGCUGGAGUCCAACCCAUUGACUGUCUCCUUCCAAGAUGGCAAAAUUGAGGAUCUGUGUCUGGCCAGCAUGGAAUCUGACAAGACGCUGAACAUCAAGCGGGGUAUCCUCUCAAUGAUCCAGAACAACAUGGACGACAUUACAUCAGCUCAAACAGUCAAAGAGUCUGAUAUUGCCGGAAACUGCGAAACCCAAUACACUUCGGAAGACAAGGGCUGGUCUAGCAAACUCAUCAAGAAGUCCAAGAACCUUCUGGGAUGCACCGGACGCCAGAACGCCAAUACCGCAAUUCAAGGAGUUCCUUACUCAAGCGACUCGAAAGUGCAGUCCAUGCCCCUCCUCAAGAGCUCACAGGAAUGCGAACAAGAAAUUGCCAAGGACAGCGGUCGUCUGAAGGUUGCCACUUGCCACGAGAGACACACUUUCGUGCCUUUCUCACGCCAGGAAAGCGGGGCCACAACCCACACGACUCAGACCCUUACAUUCGUGAAGGAAUCCAAGUCAAGGACAAAGUCUGCAACGGUGCAGACGCGGGCUACCUUGCAGUUCCAGCAAUCAUCUACCACUUCUAUUUCUGGUAUUCAAGACUUGGAGAACCAGCUGAUGACAAUCUGCUCCCAAACCGCCAAUGGCGUGACCAUGGAGACGCCGAAGCUCUUUACUUCCGUCGUGCUCACUAUGCGGUCACUGACUGCCACAGAUAUGGGGGCGCUUUACAAGAGAAUCAAGAAUCAGAGCGUCUGCCCAGAAAACAACGCACGUGUCCUGAAGUUUUUCCUGGACGCUGUUCCAAUGACCGGUACUUCUGAGGGUAUCCAGUUCAUGACGCAGCUCAUUACUACGUCCGUGGUGACCGGAGUAGAGGCCGAUAUGUGGAUGACCACUCUGGCUUUCAUUCAGAACCCAAAUCUGGAAAUGCUGAACAUCGUUAAGGACCUUCUGAGAAUGGACACCCUUCAAGAGAGGGCAAUGCUCUCCGUCAGCGCUCUUGUUCACUCCGUGUGCAGAACCAACCAAAACUGCGAAAACUUCCUCGAGGUAAAGAAGAUCAUCUCACUUCUGGAAAACAAAAUCGCAACGUCCUGCAAAAUUGAAGGCGACAUGAGGACCAGUUUGUUGGCCAUCCGCGCAAUCGGAAACGCUGGAUUUGGAACCAGCGCCAUAGCAACUCUGGAAAAGUGCUUCCGUCGCCCUGAGAACCCAAUCGAGAUCCGUAUUUCCGCGGUUGAAGCUUUCCGACGAAUCCCCUGCUCCGCUGACAAACGCGCACUGUUUGAGGUGCUGAUGAACACCGAAGAAGACUCCGAAAUCCGAAUUGCCGCAUACAAGACCAUUAUGGAAUGCGCAUCUGAUGACUCUAUUAAGCAAAUCAAGAAGGUUCUUGCCAAGGAACCGGUCAAUCAGGUCGGAUCCUACAUAUGGUCGCAUCUAUCUAACUUAAUGGAAACAUCUGAUCCUCACAAGCAAACAAUUCGAUCAAUCCUUGAAGACGAAACCCUUAAAGCAGAGUUCGAUAUGGAUAAGAGGAAGUACUCAAGAAACUACGAAGGUUCCAUCUUCCUUGAGAAAAUCAACACAGGCGCAACAGUUGACAGUGACAUUAUUUGGUCUUCAAAAUCAUUCAUCCCACGUUCUGGUAUGUUCAACCUCACCGUUGAUCUUUUCGGAAACGCUGUCAACCUGUUCGAGAUUGGUGGACGAAUUGAAGGACUCGAAUACUUCCUCGAAUCAUACUUCGGGCCAAACGGUUAUUUCAGUGAAACCAACGUCAAGGCAGCUUCCACCGAAACAGCCGUCGACACCAUCAAGGCUGAUAAAAUGAAAAUUGAUCGCAUCGACAAACGGUUGGGCGUUUCCAUGGAUGAUCUUCGUGGAUCGCUGUACCUUCGCGUAUUCGGCAACGAGCUGCGCUACAUGAACUUCAAUGGUCUUGAUUCACUUAUGAGCCAGAACAACAUAAAUUUCCUGGAUGUACUGAUGAAGCUUGCAAAUGAAAACGAUUACGAGUACAGCCACAGCACAAUACUUAUGGACAGCACCAUCGUUAUCCCAACCAGUUCCGGCUUCCCACUUAGCCUGACCGUGAAUGGAACAGCAACUGUUGAUUUGAAGGCAUCCGGCAAAGUCGACAUUAUGAAGUUGGCCUCUUCUCCAAGGUCUCUCGAUAUCCACGGACUGAUAAAACCAAGCGCUGCUAUUGCAAUUUCGACAGUAAUGGGAGUGGAAGCUCUUUCAACUCGCGUUGGUGUUAAGAUGUUAUCCACACUGCACACACGCACGUCAAUCCAAGGGUCGAUUUCACUAUCGGAAGGAUCAAUUCUGCGCGCACAGUUCGACAUGCCUGAGGACAAAAUGGACGUAAUCAGUAUCAAUUCUGAAUUUUACACAAUUCAUCGCGAUGCAGAACGCGCCCAAAAGAUGGUUACAGACAAUCGUCAACGUUUGAUUUCAUGUUCCGGGUCAAAGUUGGCUCAGAUAACUGGCUUGGAGAUCUGCAGUGAACUAGAGUACCCCAAUGCUUCUUUAACCGACGCUGCCCCAUAUUUCCCCUUCACAGGACCAGUCAGUGCAGCUGUCACUCUUUUCAAGAGGGAUUUGAAGAUGACUGGCUACAAACUCGAGGCUAAAAACCUUCAUACCGAUUCCGAGAACACUAUUCGAUUUGAGUUUUCAACUCCCAAUUCCAAAAUUGACCGAAGCAUCGGUGUAGAUCUAAGCCUGAACAAGGAGAAAGGAACCGUGGAUGCCAGUCUGCAGUCUCCGUGGAAGAAGGGCUUCUUCAAAGGGUCUGUGAUCAAUAGCCUGUCAGAAAAGACUAUCAGCGGAAAGAUGAACUGGGAUAAAAGCCUGCUUUUCGACAUCAGCGGAAGCUUGAAAUCCGAAUCAACUGCCAAUGGCAUUUUGUACACGCCUGCUGUGUCUAUUAAUGUAGCCAAGCUUACUUCAGUCAGUGUUAAAGGUUCAGUGGAAUAUGCUCCAUGGAAACUCUUGAAUACGAGCCUUUCAGUUACUGGGCUUACCACCUCACCAAUCUCCAUAAAAUCUGCAUUUUCAAACAAGCAGGGCAUGAUUGUUGCUCAGGCGUCGCUCACAACUGGACCAAAGCGAACUUACUCUCUAGAGUCCUCACUCCAGAAGACAAUUUCCAAACAGAAAGUUGUCUUCAAACCCCAACUUAGUAUCCGUUCUCCAACCAACGAACUGAUAGCAUUCGGAGGCCAAUACGACAAUGUCUUUGGGAAGAUGACUCAACUGAACUUGGUGUUGGACAAAGUAUUUAUCAAGCCAGUGGCGUUGAAAUCCAAAUUCGAAACCAAGUCCUUCAAACGCGGUAGAGCACUGAACGUCCUUACCCUCGAAUUCGAAUCAGAGCCAGCGUCUUUGAGAAUAAAGAGUAAAGUGGACAAUCGCAACUGGAAGACAAUCGCCGCCGACGCAGAUGUAACAUACGUCAUCAAAGGAAUUGCGCGAGACAAUAUUAAAUUGACUUCAAAAAUGAUAAACUUGAGCACAAACACAUUAACAAAGGCUAGACUGGCGAUGAGUAUGGAAUCUAAGAAAUAUCAAGACUUCAGUUUCAAACUUCUGAGCAACAUCAAUCACAACAAGCGUACGUCAGCAUUUGAUACAACUGUAUCUUAUGGCAACAUAAAAGAUGCCAACAAACAAAUCAAUCUUGAAGCUCAGCUUGACCGAAAAAUUAAAACCUGGACCGACGCCUCCGUGUCUCUAAACGGCAAACUGGAGAUAGGAACUGGUAUUCGGAUGGUAGCAAAACUGGACCAUGCACAUGAGCCAAAGUCGCUGGACUCCGCUCUAUUACUGAAAUACAACAAAGAAUCCAUCGAUUCUACGCUGAAAAUCAAGGAUGCGUCUUCUGCAAAUUUGAACAUCUUCGGCAGUUGGGAUCUGAACGUACUAGGUAAGAAGAUUAAUUUCUUACAUAUGACUAAUGAAACCAGCCCUAGCCAGUUUACCUCUUCGACGAACAUGAAAGUCGGAAAAUCUGUGAAUAGAAUCGAUGCUAAUUGGAUCCGACCUUCAGACAGCACAUUCAAGAUUACCUCAGAAGUUGAACUGAGUAUGUUGAGUAUGGCCAGCCCCGUAAAACUCGGCGCGGAAUACAAAUUAGGACCAGAACAGUACAUUCUUGGAGGGACAGCAGAGCAAGGCAAAGAAAAGUAUUCAGCGAUGCUUUCGUCUCAAGUCGAUCCAGGAAAGUCCGUUCAAGGUUCACUGGACGUUGGGUACCCCGACCGACAUAUUGUAGGAAAUUAUGAAGUAUCUGUAAAGAACGGACGGUACAGCAGUCGCUCGGAUCUGCGCUGGAAUGCUGAUGUGGAUGAUUCACAACGGCUUUCUAUUAAAGCUAGUGGUCAAGUGCAGGGUUUAAAUGAUUUCGACGGAUCGGUGAAUAUCCAGUUACCAUCCCGAACGGUUGAUCUGAACGUGAAUCAAACCUUUGCAAGCAACAGGUACAUUUCGCAUGUUGAGGCAACACUGGACAACACAAAUAAAGUUUCACUCGACACGGUACUGUCUAAGAAGGACGAUAAAGUGUCAGGCUCUUUCAAAUUUACAAGUCCGAUAAAAGGAUUUGAAUACAUUAAUUUGGAUACUAAAUAUACCAAUACCAGAGACACCUGGACGUCUCAGAUAGAUCUUGAACGCAAAAAGAAUGAAGCAAUGUCAAUUACUUUUACACUUAAAAAACCAUUCGGUCUGACCACAAUCAAUGCUAGCUUCGUCGGAAAAGCGCCAUCCAUGGGAGUUAAAUCUUUCGAAGGGUCACUUCUACAUAGUACAAACAAAGGUAUUAAGACAGUUAUCAACUAUAGCUACAACAAGCAAUUUAUGAAUGCCGACUUGAUUUUCAACAAUGUUCGAAGUCAGAAAGGAGUAGACAUGAACGGACAAAUUAACCUUAAGACGUCAAUGGGUGACCUUAAUAAGGUGUCAUUGACCUUGCAACACCAAAGAGAUGGUACACGUAUGAACACAAACGCAAUGGUCGAACUCAACAACAAACUUUACGGCGUUAAGAGUUCUUUGACAUAUACGAUAACUCCGAAGAUUUCAACAACUGGAUCAAUCAAUGUAACACUGCCAUCAAACGAUUUUAGUGCCGUUUGGAACCACAUGAUGAGUCCCAACGAGCUACAGUCAUCUGCCCGAGUAUCAGGCAAUGGAAAAUAUAUUUCUAUUAAGACAAAUGGAGUUCAAAACUUGGCUUUGUCUGCUGGAACCAUCAGAGGAAGUCUUGAAAUUAAUACAUCUUUCAAGAAGCUCGAUAACUUUAUUGUCCAAAUAAAUCAUAUGCAUGCACCUGGAAAUGUUGAUUCUUCAUUGAAAGCGCUGUCAAACAACAUGGCAGUUUUUAACGUUGAAGGCAAAUAUUUGAGAAAUCAUGAUCGUGUUACUUUACUGUUUAAAGCAUUAAAUCCUCGUUAUGAUAGCGAUAUGGUUAUGAAUCUGAACGCAGACUAUUCCGGUAAAACAAAGACAGGAAAAGCUGAAAUAGUGCUUACACCUACACAGAAGAUUUCACUGGAUGGAUCUUUGAACUACAAUGAGGUUUCCCUUACUCUGAACGUGCCAAAUAUAUCUCCAAUUGCUCUUAAAGGAGUCCGAACACUGAUACAAAACGGAAAUACAUUCGACAUUACUGGUACAUACAGUGAUGGACAAACAAUCCGUAUCUCAUCUGUCAUCAGCAAUACUGAAGUGAACGUGAAAUUAAGCUCACCAUUUACACCGAUGAUUUCAGCACAAGCCGUAUACAGAAAUCAGGACAACAAACUCUAUGCAUCUGCAAGUUUCGACGCAACGCCCAUCGUGGGUCAAUGGUCGGGGGUCGCAACACUCGAUAGAACAAACGGACUUUCAGCAAACAUCAUGAUCAAUACACCCUUAAGGCAGGUGCCGUCCGUCAAAAUGACCUUCUCGAGCAGCAUGGAAGAUACUGGUAGAAGAUCAUCACUGUCCAUCGAAUAUUUGCCCGGAAAAAAUGUUCAACUGACUUCUGUGUACGAUAUUCGUAAUACCAACGACAUGGGAUUCGCUUUACAAAUCAUAACUCCUUUUGAGCAUUUCUCAUUUAUUAGCACCGAAUUAAAGCAUGUUGGGGACUCUUCGCGGUUCGUUUCAAGUGCAAAGAUUGAGUACCCGAGAGGAAAGAUAAUGUCAAUUGAAACACGCUUUACACGUGUUGGACAAGUAAGCGGCACACUGAUUAUUUCAACGCCUUUUUCGAACGACAUUUCCGCAACAAUCAGCCAUGCUGGAGACCGUGCUGACUUCCAAUGCAAUCUUGAGCUAACCUACACGUCAACACUUCGUGCAAGUAUAAAAUACAAGGGCACGAUAAAGGACUUUGCAUCAAAUGCGAAACUUCAAAUUGGCAAUGAAAACUACAUUGGAACGGUUACUUUUGCAUUAGAACCAACAAUAACCGCUUCUCUAUCAGCAGAAACACCGUCGUCGUCGUACAAAAUGUCAACAAAAUUCAAUGGAAAACCAACGAACUUCAACAAUAUCAUUGAAGUUUCCGUUCCAAGAACUGGAGUUUUCUCUUCAGAUGUCAGUUUUAACAUUGAAUCUAAGACCGAUAUAUCAGUAUCAAUCAAAACUCCACUUAAGAGAUUCGGUGAUAUUAAGGGGAAACUGAGCCAGGAAUCGGCGUCCGGAAUAUUUACCUCUAGGAUUGAAUUACAAAAUAACCUUGAUGUUCUCGCUGCGACAUUGAAAGUAAGCACAAAUCCGUCAUUUAUAAUUGAAGCUACUGCACAAACACCUUUUGAUGGAUACAAGCAGGGCAGAAUUGAAAUUUCACAUGAAAGGUCUUUGAAAUCCUUCAAAUUACACGGUGAAUUCCAACUGAACAAGGAUACAUCACAAAUUGAUCUGAACGCAGAUAUAUCUCAAAGAUCUAAGAUUGAUUUAACGAUCAGAAGUCCGUACACAAGGCCAAUCAAAGGCUCAUUUACUCAUUUUGAAGUGAAACCACUUAAUUUCAAAUCAUCUGCUGCAAUGUCCAUGGGUAAAGAAGCAAUUACUGCAAAUAUCAACUUCAAUGCUAUUACUGGUUUAAAGUCUGACGCUGCUAUUACAACUCCAUUUAAGGGAUAUGAGAACCUUAAAGCAACCUUUUCACACUCUGGUGAUAUCAGAAACUUUAAAACGUCGGGCGAAGCUUCAGUUAACAGACAAGAAGUAAAGUUCGGUAUUACAUUGGAUACUAAAAACGACACAAUAGCCACAAUUACUGUCUCAACACCAUGGGUAGAUUCGAAAGACCUUGCUUUAACCUUCCGUCACUCAGGAUCUCUCCAAAGUUUUGUCACAAUUCUACAGGCGAAGCAAAAUCGCAAGACUCUUGGUGGAGAAGUUUCUUUCAAUAAUGGCGAAAUUGUAACCGGAAGUGCGUCCCUUAAAUCUACCUUUAAGGACAUAGACAAUUACGCUGCAUCGUUUAGACAUACAGGUACCAUUUCGAAAUUCAAUUGCGAAGCCAAAAUAGAAACGCCCUCGGGUCCAUCUUCUCUUAUGGGUACCUUUGAUUCCAUGAAAGGUAUAUCAGGAACAGUAAAUGUAAAAUCGCCUGCAACGAAAGAUGCCGAAAUAAGAUUUACACAUUCAAAUGUUGAUGGUGCUUGCAAUUCAAAUGUCUUCGUCUCAUAUGAUGGUCAAGUCAAAUAUUCAGUUCAGUCGGAAAUGGUUUCAAAGCAAUCAUUGAGAAGUGAUAUUACUGUAAAAACACCGUUUAACGGAUUUGAACUUACAUCUAUCUCGCUCCUCCAUGGCAAAGAUGCGAAUGGUUUCAGAACCAGUGGAUCUCUCGUUUUAAUGGGUAAAUCUAUUGGAGCUGAUGUUGAAGUUAUUCUGUCGCCCGAAAUUUCAGCAAACAUUAAAACAACAACUCCAUGGACAGAGAAUUUUGAGACAAGCCUUACAGUACAAGGAUCUUUGAGAAAAUUUGACUCAAGUUAUGAAAUCGUUUACGGGACGAUUAGCCAACUCCGCAUCGAGCUCGAUCUCAACACCGAUGAUACCUAUGCCGGUGACCUGAAUAUAAUAUCUCCAUUCAUAGAAAAUAUAAAAGCCAGAUUUAACCACCAAGGCGAUCGCCGCGUGUUCACAACAAAUGUCGAGAUUACUUACGCAGGAAAGGAGGCAACGUCUUCUUUACGUUUCAAUUCCGUUGCUGGUAUCGACACUUCAUUCAGACUUACUUCACCAUGGACUAGGGACGUAGAAGUAACAUUUAACCAUCAGGGUGAGCGCUCCAGGUUUACAACAAAUGCGCGUCUAGCAUAUGCAGGCCAGGACAUCAGGUCGACUUUAAAUUUCAAGUCCGUUCCAAGCAUUGACACUUCGUUCACACUUACCUCGCCGUGGACAAAAGCUGUGAAUUUGACGUUUGCACACUCUGGGCCAUUUGAAAACAGUCAAACAUCAGGUGUUGUAAUGUAUGGUCAACAAGCGCUUUACACUAUUGAUUCAAAGAUUAAUCAUCAAACAUCGAUUGGCAUAGAUGUCAAAAUGACCUCGGCAAUCAAAGGCUUCCAAACAUUCGUAUCUAAAAUCACACUUGAAGGAGGCCUAACAGACUUCAAGACACACGCUGAAAUACAUUUAGAAAAAAUUGCAUUCAUUGGUGAUUUGGAGGCUAAUCCAUCCCAAGGGAGAUUGUCUAUAAUGUCACCCUUUACGAAAGACAUUGUUGGAUCAUACAACAUACGGGGUCAGAAAUUGACGAAUAACAAUGCAAGGGCAUCUUUAACUUACGGCCAAUUGAACUUGAUCCAAAUAACUACGGAUUUAAAACUACCUUCGAAUGCACAGUUGUCUGUUCAGCUACCUGUUUCGGGAUUUGAUACAAGUUCAGUCAAAUAUACUAAGGCUGGUGACUUCGGCGGCAAGGUUGAAAUUCUUUUCAGCAAAUCAACCCAUGAAAUAACUAUAUAUACUAAUACAAAUGACAAGAUUUCCGCGUAUGCCUCGAUAAAUUCACCCUUUGUACCACCGAUGUCAUUAAGGGCCAAUUUGGACAUUACAAAUAAUAAUUUGAAAUCGCAAGUUACACUUCUGUAUAAGUCGAUAGAAAAUAACCUUGGACUGGAGCUUCGAUUAAGGCCCGACUUUUAUAGUAAAAUUGAAAUUAGGUCUCCAUUAGUUGAGCCACUGGAAUUAUCAGUUGAAUAUAGCGGGAAAAUCACGAACUUCCGUUCUUCAGCCGCAUUUUCGAAGGGCGAUAACGCGAACAAAAUCACUGUGAAUAUGGACUUGGAAACAUCGAUGAAAGGAAGCAUUACCAUCGAUGCCCCUCUGGUUAUUAUGCGUGAAUCCAAUCCGAUAACUGCAAGUUUUGAAUUACCUUCACUUUACAAUGGAAACGUUGUUCUAAGGUCCGCAAGUGACACAAUUAUAGACGGUACAUUUUCCUAUAAGAUUCAACCUCUGGAAGUAUCUCUUUCAUUGGAAAACCCUUUCAAAGACAUACAUGUUUUGAUUCAACACGAAGGUACACUCGCUACGUUCAAAUGCAAAGGAAUUUUGAAAAUCGAUGACGAUGAAACCAUUAAUGUUGAUGCUCAAUUCCAGAUGCAGCCUCUUCUUACAUCAUUAACACUUAAGACACCAAUUACUGACGCAUCCCUAGUAUUUUCCUUUGACGGAUCGUCUUCGAAAUUUAUUUCUCAAGCUACAAUUACAAUCGACGGGGUCGACCAUACUGCAUCACUUCAGUCGGACUUUGAAACCACACAAUCAUUGAGUUUCUCAAUAAGAUCCGUCGCUUUCAGUCCUAUAGAAAUAAUAUUCAAAAAUACUGCCCAGUUCCCUGAAAUUCAAACCAACAUCGUGUUUAAGAAGGAUGAAAAGGAAAUAAUUGGAGCCGAUGUUAAGUACACUCAAACACCGUUAGAAGGUUAUAUUUCAAUCAGGUCGCCUUUUAAAGGAUUUGAAAGUGUGUCAGGAGUUAUGACACACAAAGGAGGACUGUUUAAUUUUGAAAACCAUGCCGAGGUUACUGUUUCUGGCAAAAAAACACAAGCGGACUUGAGUUUUAACUUUGGAUCUAAGUUGGAAGGGAAACUGUCUGCGAGUGGACCUUUAUUUCCAACAAUUUCCACUGGGGUUGAAUUUGAAGGAACAUCCGAUAAAUUCCAGGUAGCCUUAGAAUAUGCAGUCGACUCGAACGUUUAUUCAAUUGACGCAUCUGCUGAUCUACGAAACGGCCUGGACUCUUUCGCCACUUUGAAAACACCAGUUGAAGGAUAUAAAACUGUAACGGUAAAAACCACUCAUGACGGUGUUUUCCCCAACACAAACACGUUUGCACAAAUUAAAACAGGAAGACGAAACAUUUUUACCGCAAGCUCUGAGCUUUCUACAACCAAUGGAAUGUCUGUUAAACUUUCAGCGCAGUCUGUUUUUUUCCCAACUGUACAAGUUACAAUGACACAUACUGGCAACUUUGCAAAAUUUGGUUCCAAUGCUGAAUUCAGAUUCAACGGACAGCCGACAAGCAUAAACGUUGCUUUUGAUAAAAUUAUUCCAUCUGGAUCAUUUGCAUUUUCAAGCCCUAAUAUGAACCCGAUAUCCGGUAUGUUCUCUGUUACCCCAAUUCGAAAUGGAAAUGCAGCUCACAUUGAAGGAACUCUGUCUGGUCAAACUUUGUCAGGAGACAUGUCGUAUUACCUUGGCACUGAACUUGGUGGCUCUGUGUCAAUAAAGACUCCAUUCCAAGGAUACGAACAGAUUCUGGGCAAGGCAAACCUACGCCAAAACGCUAAAUCCUUCAACGGCUUUAUGGAGGCUACCAUGGGUCGAUCUACAGCAAGUGUACAAGGUAACCUUAAUAUGGAGCGCGGAAUUGAUUCUAGCAUAAAUUUACAAUUGCCACUAGGAAAAUCAAGUGCUCAAUUUACAUCUAUUGGCUCAUUUCCUAACAAUGAAAACAAGCUGGUUUUUGACAUUUUUGGAGAAAUAUACUCAAUUGCAACUGAUAUCAAAUACAUGAACGAUUUAUCUGCUAAAGUGAUUGCAACAUCACCAAUUCCGGGAUAUGAAGCAAUUGAAGGAUCCUUUGCACUAAAAGGUACUCUUGAAAAUAUGGUUUUCAACGGUAAAUUGCAGUAUAUGACUGACAAACAGAUUGUGGUAUCAUUUGAAAAUAUAAAAACCGCCAGGAAAUUAGAAACAAAAGCAAAAUUACUAAGCCCGUUUUCUGAGGACAUGUCAUUUGACCUGAUACUGACUGGAGAACCCACAAACUUCUUUCAAACAGUAACUCUCUCUUUGGGGGAUGCCACUAGUGUAACGUCGACUACUACGUUUUCUAUUGAUGCUUCAGCUUUAAAUUUCGUUACCUCGUUAAAAACACUCACUUCUGGCUAUCGCGAUGAACAGACACUUCAGACAAAAUGGGAAUCUAAUAUGCCUUCAUUUAAAACCUCAGCGAAUGCGCGAGUGUUCGGAAGUUAUUUCUCGGCUGAAGGGGAAUUGAACGUUGAUGAUGCAAUAAUUGCUGCGAUCACUGUUAAAACUCCGCAAGACUUUAUAGGAGAUGUUUCUGUAAAUUUUGAACACAGUGGAACUCGCAGGAGAUUUUCCACCAAGUCACAGAUUCAGUACGGGCAAGGAAAAAAAAUUGAAGGAAUUGUCGACUAUGCCAACUAUGAUUUGAGACGGCUAAGUGGUUCCUUCGAUCUGACCACACCUUUCCCUGGAUUUGAAUCAACAAGGGCUUCAAUGAGACAUACAUCGGUUACGAAUGGGUAUGAAAGCAAUGCUCAAGUAUCUAUGUUUGGUAAGGAUUUAACUGCAACAUUGGAAACAUCGAGCACGCCUCUAUCGGCAUCUUUAAGAAUCACAACUCCAUUCAAUGGAUUCGAAACACUUGGUGGAGAUGUAAAGUUAGUUCUUGGCAAUGGCGAAAUGUCCACACAGGCAAAUAUCGCCUAUAUGAAUGGAAAGACGAUUUCUUUAACCUCUGCAUUCAACCUUAAUUCCGCACCUCGCACGAUCAGCAUUUUGAUUAAAACGCCAUUUGUUGGAUACGAAACAACUGAACUAAAACUUUCGCAGAAUGGUGGACUAUUAGAUUUCCAAACAACAACAAGCAUUACGUCUUCAUAUCUACCAACCGCUACUGCACAGGCCAGUCUAAAAUACGCAACAUGGUAUAACAUGGACGCCUCUGCUUCAUUUACAAGUAAGAUUUCCAACUUCGAAAAUCUGCGGCUUACAGUGAAAACAGGUUCCGGAAGAGGAAAAAAUAAUGGACGAGCAGAGCUUUCAUGGGCACCAAGUAAAAAUAUUGUUGUUGAAGGAAGUUCCACAGAAAACGGAUUUGCUACAAUUUUUACAGGAACGGUCCGAACUCCAUUCACUAUCCUUAAACAAGGUAACUUCAACUCCAAGAUUGACAAAAGGGGACGUGUGUUUUCGAACACAAUCGGAAUACAGUAUAAUGGAAAUUCCGUUACCGAUGUUGACUUCUCGAUUGACGAAUCCGACUUGAAAUCAGUCUCUGUCUUAAUGCGUGCACCAGUCCAAUUCACUACAGCACUUCGUGGAUCAACAAAAGGAAAGUACCAAGGAACUAUUGAGUUUGCUCAAGAUAUCAUAUCAAAGUCAGACAAUCGGAAACUAACAGGGACAUUUGAUCCUGCCACAAACAAAGUAAGUGCCGAAUACCGAUGUGCCAUCAAUACAAUCAACCUUGAUGGAAGCAUAAGAACGUCUUAUCUGACAAUCAAUGGCAUGACCUACGGAUACGAUGUUUCGAGCAAUUACGCCAAGGUUCGUCUUCCAUCUAGAAGCUUGAUGUUGACAGGAUCAAGCAACACAGGCGUCACGGAGGGGUCCUUUAUGUGGGAUGCUGACAAGGAUGACACCAAAAAGAUCGCUUUCAGGUCCCAAAUCAGGCAAUUGUCCGACUCUCUGAAGGCUGAUGUAUCACUGAUGCUCCCUAGCCUCAGCAAAGACCUUCAAAUUGGUUCUGAAAUGAUCUUGAACAGAGGACGGAUAUGGUUUGACGGCAAGACGGAGCUUACCUACUCAAAGGACAGCAGAAAACGGUUUAUAAUCACAUCAAAGGUUGAGGACAUUUCUUCUGCUAAAUCCAAAAACUACAGUCUUACCUUUGGAAUCAGUCAUCCAUAUACGAGCGUUAACGUAGACGUAAUCUCUCAUGUUGGAAAGUCCGACGACAAAAUUACUGGCGCCUUUGAUCUGAAAUACUUGACUGCAAGACAAGAAACAAAACAGUUCACAGUCAGUGGCUCCGUGGACAGCGUGAAGCGAGAAGUUAAUCUGAUCAUCGAUACACCAAUGAAAAAAAUCGGCAUUAACGGAAACGCACAAACGUCUUCGCCAUAUCGCCUGUCACUGACGAACCAGUAUGACAACAAACGCCCACUGAAUACCGUCGUGUCAUUUGAUUUGGAGAAACGCAGCUUCGACUUCCAGAUGAAUUACGAUCUUGAGAACCCUACCAGCGAGUUACACGUGAGCGCCAAGUACGUAAACAGCUCCGCUGUUGCCGCUGAAGUGUACCACGUGGUCAACCGACAGAAGAUCACCGACGGUCUCGUUGCACUGCGCCUCAAUACCUCUCACCUGCUUCACAGCCGUAUCCACUGGAGACCCGAGGUCCUUGCUGAUUUAAAGACAUUCUCUGCAAGGAAGACCGAUGCUUACAUUCGCCAGCUCCGAAACUUUGCUGAUGUUGCGGGGGAGGGUAUGAGCACUGAGAUACGCGAAAAAGCUGAACGAUUCAAAGGCUCCAUCAACGAAGAGAUCGAGCCCAUAGCUGCAGUCGCUGCUGUCAUGUACGAACGCAACGAAUACCACACACGAGAUAUUGUAGAUGCCAUCGUCGAGGCAACAGAAAAGGCCAUGAUGAAAAUCAGAGACGCCUCGAAGGUCACAGAGGAAUACAGGAUUGAACUCUCCGCUGAGCUUGAAAAAAAAUUGUCUGAAUUUGUAGAGAUGUCAAAGAAACAAAUUCAGAGCGCCAUUUUGCGGCUGCAAACAACUAGUGCGUACAGUGUGAAACCUAUGGCUGAUCUGUACAACAGUCACACAGCGCGACUUUACAACCUGACGGCGCCUCACGUAAAGUCUGUGUACGACAGAUACAAUACAUACGUCGACUACAUGGCCCAGAUCGACCUGACACCAAAAACCGACAUUGCCAACCUAUUCAACUCCGCCAUCUACAGUAUCCAUGACCGUCUCAGCUCAAACAUGGUAUAUCAACAGAGCCGAAAUGCCUACAAAUACUGGGAGGUUCGUGAAAAUUCUGAGGCGGUUGCCAGUGCCAUCUUCGACUGGAUCAAGGAGGAAGUAGACAGGGAACUCUCGGACAUUAAGGCCAUUUUGGUCAACCUCAGGAAUACAACGACUGUUACCGUGUACGACCCAGAGCACGGUGAAAUCCAGGCCGAGGUGCGCCUGCCGUUUGCACUUAAGUCCCUUGAUGAAGUGCCAACGUACGUCUUCGAUACGUCCAAGAUCAAGAAGUACAUUCCAACAAUGCCUACCAUUUCCAUACCAAACAAAUGGCUGCCACCAUAUGAAGCCAUGGCUAAGAUUGUGGGCAACAGGAUCACCACCUUUGACGGUUUCGAGUACGACCUGACUAGAAGCUGCUCGUUCAUGCUGGCUAAGGAUUACGCUGACGGCAACUUCACAGUCGUUCUUCACAACAAGGAGGGAAACAAAACUCUGGCCAUCCUGGCUGACGGACGCUCCAUUGAGCUCUUCUCCAACGGACAGGUAAAGGUCGAUAACAAACCAGUCACCACCCCCGCCAUCUUUAAGUACAUCACAAUUACCUCCCUUGAGGGUCGCGUGACCAUUGACGUUGCAGGCCACAUUAAGGUCGACUACAUCAAGGACAUGGACUACUACACGAUCGUCAUGAACGGCUUCUACUUCGGCAAGACCAACGGCCUCCUCGGUAGCUAUGACAACGAGCCCAACAACGACAUGAUGACGUCAUUUGGCAAGCCUAUCAGCGAUGCUGACCGCUUCGUUAAGACGUGGGACGUUGGGUCUGGCAAAUGCUGAACAUUUUAUUGAGUUUAAACCAUAAACCCAAAACCACGGAACACCCAAAACCACGGACUACCCAAACCACGGACAAUGCAUUAAAAAUACAAAAAAAUAUAUGUGAUUAUAUGUGAUUAUAAUUGAGCUUUUUAAACUUUGAGCGUUUUACACGGAGUGCUAUAUUGCCAUCAUGAAAUUUCCUAACGUUCUUUAACAAAGAAACAUGUGACAUUAGGUAGAAACUCUACUUGGAAAUAAGAUGGAACACUGAGAUUUCGUAAAUAUUUGAUGUAUUAAAAUAUGGUUCAAUUUAUAAUAGUUUUUGACACAAUUAAGAUCUAUAUUGUCGAUUAAGAUCUAUAUUGUUAACGUAUUGCUCAAUAUAAAUAAAUCAAAUCAAAGCAUC
Molecule: messenger RNA, 15912 nt
Organism: Dreissena polymorpha
Lineage: Eukaryota; Metazoa; Mollusca; Bivalvia; Myida; Dreissenidae
Exons: 28
Coding region: 105-15524 (5139 amino acids)
Biological process (GO): lipid transport
Molecular function (GO): lipid carrier activity
Source: RefSeq, a predicted model, not a curated record